Chiloscyllium plagiosum (whitespotted bambooshark) is the source of this 3738-nucleotide messenger RNA. RefSeq names its product uridine-cytidine kinase 2a (gene uck2a). The record is from RefSeq and is a predicted model, not a curated record. NCBI's taxonomy places the organism in Eukaryota, Metazoa, Chordata, Chondrichthyes, Orectolobiformes, Hemiscylliidae. Gene Ontology annotation, molecular function: ATP binding; kinase activity.
UUGGCAUGCCUGGUUAUUCUGCUUGGAAAGGCGGUUUCUGAGUCAGAAGUCUGCUGUACCUAGUCAGAUGCAGCGGGUGGGGGUUUGGAAAGCGUCUGGAGUGUGUCAUCAUCCUCCAGAAUUAUAAAUUCGGGUGCUUUUUAGAAAUGCGGCAGGAAAUCCAAUCGACUUAGCCUCUUUUUUUUUCUUCCCGUGGAGCAACCAAACCCGGAGUCGCAGGUGGGGGAGGGAGGAGACAGAAAAUAGCCGAGGGCUGUAUGAACCAUGGCUGGAGACAGCGAUCAAACGGUGCAGAACCACAAGCCCCGCAAACCCUUUCUAAUCGGGGUCGGAGGGGGCACCGCCAGCGGCAAAUCCUCAGUUUGUGCAAAAAUAGUUCAGCUACUUGGCCAAAAUGAAAUCGAUCAUCAUAAGCGGCAGGUGGUUAUUGUGAGUCAAGACAGCUUUUACCAAGUGUUAACAGCUGAACAGAAAGGAAAAGCAAUGAAAGGCCAAUUUAACUUCGAUCAUCCAGAUGCUUUUGAUAAUGAAUUAAUAUUGAACACCCUGAGGGAUAUUGUUGAAGGCAAAACAGUUGAGAUUCCUGUCUAUGACUUUGUUUCACAUUCCAGAAAGUCUGAGACGGUUACUGUUUACCCAGCAGACGUGGUGCUUUUUGAAGGUAUCUUGGCCUUUUAUAUGCAGGAGAUCCGAGACAUGUUUCAGAUGAAACUCUUUGUGGAUACUGAUGCAGACACCCGGCUAUCACGCAGAGUAUUAAGAGACAUCAGUGAAAGACAACGGGACCUGGAACAAAUUUUAACACAGUAUAUAACAUUUGUCAAGCCAGCUUUUGAAGAAUUCUGUCUCCCAACUAAAAAGUAUGCAGAUGUCAUCAUUCCAAGAGGAGCAGAAAACUUGGUUGCCAUAAACUUGAUAGUGCAACAUAUCCAAGAUCUUCUCAAUGGUGGGCUGAGCAAACGUCAGAAUGGUUAUUUGAAUGGCUACACUCUAUCAUGCAAGAGAGACACAUCGGACUCCAACAGCAGACCACACUGACUGAAGGCCAAGCAGUAGAAAUCCUCUACUGAAAUUUAGCAUUGACUUUAAAUAUUUACUGUUUAUGGGAAGGGCAAAUUAGUUAAGGCCUUAUAAUAAUUGAUCAAAACAAAAUUACAUUUUUCUUCUUGUGACAAUACAACAUUUUUCAGCAUUUAUUUUUGCCAAUGCAUUACUUUAAAAGAAGUGUAUUCCUUAUUAAAUGUUUGUGCUUAAGCAUAUCUGGUAAAGAAAUACAGUCCAAUAAUGGAAUGCAUUUGCAUUUUCUUUGGAAAUGUAAAAAUGAAGGCAAAUCUUGCCCUGUUCUGAACAUCAUUUUGAAAAAUAACUGACACGGGAAAGAAAUUGAGGAACAGUGUUCACUGUUGCGCCGAAGAUACAGAAAUCUAGGUAUUAAUGUCUGUGCAGCAAUAUUUAAGAGGCAUGCCAUUACUGAAUUUCACUGCACUGAAGGGUUUUUAACUUGCUACCCCAUGAUGUUCCAUCGGAUUGAUUUUACAAAAAUUGCAAGCACUCUUAGGUUUGAGUGAGGGACUGAUAAUUCAACAGUUUUCUCAAUGGAUGUAAAGGUCAUUCCUGGGAAAUCUUGUCUGAAUGCAAGAUGCAUUUGAGGUAGCUGUGUGAUUGAUGAAAGGGCGAUUUAAAUUCUUUAGUGGGUUUGGAUUGUACUGAGUUAUUACAUUACAAUACUUGUGAACAAUUUGUAUUCCUUUUGUUGGGCUGGUUUGACUCCAAGAAAUUGUUCUGUGAAACCUGCAAUUUCAGUUUACCAGUACUUUUUAAUCAUUCUAUCAUUCUAUCAUUUAUUUUGAAUAGGAAGCCAAGCUAAUAAAGAAAAGUUGGAUUGACUUGUAUUUCCAGAAUCCUUUCAGAAAAGAAGAAAGGAUAAUGAUGCAGACCAAACAAGCCAUGUUAUUUUAAGUUAUACAGAAAAACCUUGCCAUUCCUUUUUCUCCCAAUUCCCUUUCUGCCAUUGACAACAUCCAUAAAGAAACAAUUCCAGGAUCUUGUGCCUCCACUAAUUUUCCAGAAAUCCAUUUUAUAAACUUGCUUGCUCUUUCCUGAUAACGAUAUUAUAUUUGCCUUUUUAAUAGUUUAAACCUUCUCUCUCUCUCUUUCUCUGUCUCACUUUCUCUCUGUCUCCACCUCUUUGUCCUAAAAUUGAAUCAUACAAGUUGACCCUUUCUCUUCCUAUACCAUCUUGUUGCCUAUAUAUGAUCACCGCCUUCCCCUGCAGUCUUCGUGUAAGUUAUUUCAUUUGAAUUGGAAGAAGAGUGAGCUCUUUUUUUUUAAACUGGAACCAAACAAGGAGAUAACAAAUUCUGCCUCUGUUUUCCUCCACCUACUACCUCUCACCCUCCUCAUUCAGUUUCCAUUAGGCUCGCAUUACCACCUUCAGUUCCUGUUACGUAUCACAGCCUUUUACAAAUUCUCACAGCAUUUCUGCAUAUUUCCAGUAUUUUGAGUUCAAGUUUUAGGUUUAAUUAUUUGUGCAGUUUUCUGUUUACUUUGAGACCAGGGGCCACCUCCUGUGCUCAAUAAACUGAAUCUGGAGCAGAUUCAAUCUCCAUUAAAAGCUGUUUUAUGAAUGCAUUUUAAUGUGAGAAGUUCCACGACACAAAACAUUAACCUUUUUUGUUUUGUGUUUCAGUUUCAUUGAUAAGUAAUGUCUAUUGGACCUCGAUAAUGUCAACCUGCUGUAGUUUUUUUGGGGGGAGGCACUGAGUGCAGAGAUUCAGGUGUUAACAUUAAAUACCAGUAGUGCCAAGCCAUAAAGAGUAUUUUCAGGUUAAGUUGAAGGACAAAUGGCAGCUGCAUUCCUUUUGUAGACGCAAAUAAUGUUGGCUAAAGUAAGACCGACAUGUGGAAAGUGGGAAGGAGUAUAUAUAAUAUUAUCGUCUAGCUUCAGGAGAUCUAUAAUGUGUUGAUAUCAUUCAUGAAUCAUGUCAUUCCUGUUGCUGUAACCCACUGCUUCAGGGAACCAAUAUAAACAUAAUAAUUAAUACUAAGCUUGUGACCAAUUAGUCUUUUUAGCCAAUUUUCUUUUUAAUGGCUAUACAUGUAGUUUUGUUUUUAAUUGGAAAGGCAGAAAGAUUAAAUGCUUACUAACUCUGAAAUUUGAAGCUUUGUGUGGAUUGCCUGGUCCUGACUCUAAAGAGCUUGAAAUGAAAACAAAAAAUGCUGUAAUACUCUAAGCUUCAACCUGAAAUGAUAAAUCUGUUUGUCUCUACAGAUGCUGCAUGACCUGUUGAGUAUUUUUAGUAUUUUCGGUAUUUAUUUCCAAUAUCUACAGUAUUUUGCUUUUGUUUAAAAUACUUGAAUUUGUAUCUGCUGUCUGAAAGGCAAAUGCCUAUCAGCUUAUGUUUUUGCCAACUUCUGAAUUGUUACAUAUCUCCGGGGUUAUGCUGGCUAUCACAGAAAUGGGGAAUUAAACUUGAAGGAGAAAGAUAAUUCAUUGUUCUACUGUUCUUUGUGACCAAAAUGGUCCUUCCUUGUUUUGUAAUGGUGCAGGUAACCUUUUUUUGUUGAUGAACGACUUGAUUUGAAUUUAUUUUAUUAAGUAUAUUUUGUUUUCUCAACUUCCUACCCCACCCCACCUCCAGUGUUUUGUAAUGUAUUGUCUGUCAGUCCAAUCUCCUAGAAAGUCAGGGAAUGAAGAGACUCUUGAUGUGCUGUACCUGAAUAAAACAAGAAUUUUCU